AUGUCGAAAAUCCACCCAUGGUUGAUUCUGGCAACUGCCUCACUCUUGCGAAGACCCAAGUCCAUCAUCGUCUUUUCCAUUUUGUCGGUGUUCCUUCUAGCCUAUAAUGCUGUUUAUGACAUCUCGCUACGACCCUUGAACGGCAAAUUGGUGUCGCAUUUCAAUAACUUCACUUUACAUGAUGGUUCCAACUUACAGUCUCCACUGUUCCUAUCUUCGGCUGAUUUUCCCACCGACAACUCGCUUGGUGUUGUGAAGCUUACGUUCGAUGCCCCUAAUACCUUGCGCUACCCAUACUUGUGCGAUUUACUGGCAUUUCAGGCUUCUUUGAAAAACGUCUCCACCUACAUUCUGUCUCCAGUGCUGCUAUGGCCCAUUCCGUUGCCUGUGGCGUCUCCAACUGCGGAUGAUGUCGACAAGCUUGAGAAAUAUGUGUUGAAGUCGCUCAAUCUCGACCAGAACUCCCAGCUCUCCCGCUUGUACUUUGACCGUUUGGGUAAGAAGAACCACUUGAUCCAGCUGGCUGGCAGACUCCACAUGUAUGUGUUCUACAACUCGCUGACCGGUACACCGGACUUUUCUAGCUGCCCUUCCUCGCUCAAUCUUGUGGAAACAGCUCAGGCGACCCUGAACUCGUUGGUUUCCGACUUCAGACACUAUUACCAGUAUUUGCGAGGUGACCUGUUGGGCAUCCGCUUGGUGGCCGAUGCGUGGGUGACCCUUGAGUGGCUCCUUAUGGUGGCGUUGUUGUUGCAUGUCUACCUUUCCAUCUGUAACCAGCACAAGAUCCGCUCUAAUGUAGGGCUCAUGAUUGGCUGGCUCACCGAGAUCUCAAUGUCUGCGUUUGCUUCGCUAUGCAUCAUCUGCUACGUGAAGGGUUCCUCAUCAUGGAGCGAAGUGUUUGGUCCGCUUGGCUGGAGAGGAUUGUCUGCAUACUUUAUGUUGACUAUGGUGCUCAGCUCGAGAAACCUCUUCCGCACCAUCAACGACUUGGCUGGCGACAAUGCAUUCGGUGCUCCAGAGAACAUCCAUAAGAGAUUGAUCAAGUACUACCUCGGCAUCAACAGCAGCGUUCAGAACUCUCAGGGUGUAUACCAGGUGAGCAGAUUGUUGCGUAAGGUGUUCAUGUUGGACCGCAUGUCUACAAGCUUGCUUCCAGUACCUAACACCACAAUAAUUCUUCUCAUAAACGUGGUUGGUAUCUCUGUGAUUUCGUUCUUGAUCCGUCUGCUUGUUCACUUUUUCUUGACCGAGUCCCAUGCGGCAUUUUUUUCCUCCAGUCUGAACACCUUUUUGGUGGCCACCAUUCUUGCCUUGGUGCUAGACCACCUUCUCCAGUUGACCUUCCUCGUGGGAAUAAUCGUCAUUGAUUUGAAUAGAGUGGACCUCAUCGACUUUUUGAACAAGAGUUCUACAGAUAACGCCAGCGACGUCACCUCCUCUAUUCAUGAGGUCAACCCCAUCUCCACCUUCUUACUUGGGCUCAAGGGAACGCCUGUAGCUCCCAACACGUUCAGAUACCGUCUAGGCACUUACUGUUUGAAAGUCUCGUCUGUGUCUACCUGGAGAUUCUGGACAAUUUGGAUGCCUCCACUUCUCGUUUCUCCUGCCAUUUUCAAGAUUCUACUUCUCAAGUUGGCUAUUCCAGAAGGUUUGGUUGCCGACCCAACCCAUAUCGUAUCUUUGGAACCUGACGGACUCGUCAGUCAGACCUACGAUUUCCUAUUCUACUCCGAACUUCUUACUAUUGUCGUUUUCGUCAUCGCCAUCUCUCAGUUAACGUUCACUCUUACUUAUUCUAAGAGACAGAGAAAGCAGGUCGAUCUGGACGAAAUCACUGCAUUGAUCAUGGCGGACUCGGGUCUCACGAAUGCAGAGUUGUUGAAGGGUGAUGAGAUCAAGUAUUUUGAGUCGAUUACAUUGGCUGGAUCUCACGGAAGUGAUAUUCUCAAGCUUGAGUCCAAUGCUAAGUGCUCGUUUUUGGUAUCCACUGACCUUGACCACAAAGUACUUAUCUGGUCGCCCUUGAGCAAGACCGAACGAGACACACCAUUGAACAUUUCAACCUUCUUUGAAUCUGCUGAUGGAAACGCUGAGAAGCCAGAGUUCUGGCCCAUCAAUCACAUCGUUAUCAGCGAUGAUGGAAAUUACGUUGUUCUCAUAAACAACAAGAAUUGCCGAAUCAAGUGUUUUGAUCGGAAAUCCUUGACUUAUGUCUGGGAAAUUUCCUUAACCAGCGAGCUCACACUGUCCAAGAAGAUGCAUCCAGUUACUGCUUUCUUCAGAAAAAGAACGGUGGCUGGUUUCCUUGCAAGAAAGCUUCUUCUGAAGAAGAAGGCUCGCAGAAGAAACAGCGCCACUUCUAUUUUGUCUGCAACGACCAUGACAGGAAACUACCCUCCUCCUAUGAUCUCUGAGGGCAGAGCCGGUAAAGAAGAGAAUGAAGAGAGGGCUAAGGAGAUCGAGGAUUCUUUGCAUCGGGAAGAAUUUGUUAUCGUUCUUGAGUCUGGUGAAAUGGUCACUAUUGCGUGCGACGAUCUCAAAAUCAAGGUCUACAAUCCGCUUACUCAGCUCUUUGAGGGCCAAAAAGAAUUACUGGGGCUCAAGAUUAUCUCGCUGAAGUUGUUGAAAACUGCAAGAGUUAAUGACAGAAUUGUUUGCAACCUUUCCAACGAUGACAUUAUUGUUGGAACUGCUGUCAAUAAUAUCUGGAGAUUUAACAAGCUCGAGAUCGAUGUGUUCUUUUCCUCCCAGCCACCCGUCAACUUUGCUCCUCCAUUGAUGUCAAGAACUGGCUCAGCCAUUAGCAUGAGAAAUGAUUUCUCAGGAGCAUUUGAAUUGCAGAGACAAAACUACCAUGACAGGCCAGACAACAAUAGCAACAUCUUUUUUGACGCCAAAAAGUAUCCACCUAUCAAUCAGUCGGCCAUUAUUACCAUUGAUUUUGUUGGAAUGGUUGUUCGAGUGAAGGAUUUGCAAGCACAACUUGUAGAUAUUCAGACUGGCACUAUCAUUAAGGUGUUUGAUAUUGGUCAUUUCAAGCCUGGCACAUUCCGUGUUGUUCAUUCGGAGCCUACUCAUUGCAAGUUCUGUGGUUGUGCAUCGGUUGAGUCUAUAACUUUGGUAUAUCAAGAUUUCUACGAAAAGAUGCUUAUCUUGCAAACUUUUACUGUGGAGAACAAAAAAUCCAGAAAUAACAUUUGCUUGAGAGUGGAGAGAGAUCCCAGGGAAAUCAGAUGUGUUGGUUUUGACUCCGUGAUUGAAAAGAACUUCUGGUAUGACAAUGUCGAGAUGUGGGAGGUUACCGAUAUGAAUGUCAUUGUUGGUAUUCGUAAGAACGAUUUGCCAAGCGAGGACGUUACUGAACCAGUUGCCAACUCGGCUUUCUCAAUGUUGCCUGAGAAUGGAUUCUCUUCUUUGAGAUCCAGAAAACACAAUACGCAGCCUUCUCAAGUGGAGCAGCCUUCCAUCAAUGAACUUUGGCAAGGAUUUGUCAUCACGGCUCAAAACGGAAAGCUCUUAGAAUACAAUGUUCCCGAAGUUGCCAAAGAAGAGUCUGAGUUUGCAUGCACUCGUCCAAACUGUAUUGUCAAGUACGGUUACAAAUCUGUCGCCAUUGCCUUUGGACGCAUCAUCAAGAUCAUCUUCCUUGGUGGAGAGAAGCUCAUUGAGAAUGACUUGUAUUAUUCCGGAACUACUAGUACAUUGAAUGGAAUUUUGAAGCCUAGUAAGGAUGGCGUGGCUACAAGUAACGAGUUGCUUUUCAUUAAUAAGCGUCGUCGGAUGUUAGAGAAGAAGAUCAAAUCUUAG
Molecule: messenger RNA, 3810 nt
Organism: Sungouiella intermedia
Lineage: Eukaryota; Fungi; Ascomycota; Pichiomycetes; Serinales; Metschnikowiaceae
Source: the annotation of a GenBank genome assembly